GAAAUUUUAACCAAAUUAUGUCUAAUGACCUGGCUCAUUUUUAGGACAAUGGAACAGGACGUGGAUAAAUGCUGUCAGGGUUUUAAGAGUCACUGCAACCUGAGAUGUUAAUCCGCCACAUCUGCUCCCCAUCCGUUCAUACAAGUUACGCCUUUUUAAAAAUGAAGCUUGAGUUCCAGAUCCCGCGUGAACGAGCGUAGCGAACUUUAGACGCGAUGGCGGACAGCGGCUCGUUAGCGCUGGACGCCGCCAAGCUAGCUGCGGUUUCUAGACUUCACGCUAAGCUAACUGUCAAUUAAAGUUCUACGUUAUCUUGAAACUGGCAACAACGCAAUAAGACAAAACGCUUUCUAAUACGAACUUUUGUAUUGUUUUAGCUUUGUCCUUACAAAUUCGUAAUUUUAAAUUACAAAUUUUAUGCUUCAGAGCUGUUCAUGAGAAUGUUACAAGGAGUGCGCUCCCACCUCCCUUCACAUGUGUCUACAUCACCUCCAUUGCUCUCAGUCUACUACGAGUCCACCCCGCGCGUUAUCUCCCUUUAACCUGCUUUCUGUAGGUGGAAAACAAGCACAUUUCUGUGCCGAAAACAAAUUAAACAGAACCCAGUCUCAUCAAGGACACCUUACUCCUACUUUGGCAGUGACAAGGGAAGGUGGGAGGGUAUAACUCCCUUUCCUCAUGAGCUUGACCCGCUCAAAACAAGCGAGUGGGAAAGGUCCGACCACACCGGCAGACGCACGGACGGUGGAGGAUGUCGUGCUUCUUCCCCUGUGGAGCCCUGAUGCUCUGCGGCACCAUGCUCCGCGUGGCCCUGCCGGCCUCGCAUGGACGGCAGCUGCUCCCCACAGCCACAGAGGCCCCGUCGGCCUCCGCGGCCUCUCGCCGCGCGCCGUGCUUCGCGGACGACGCGUACGCGGCGUUGCGCGAGGCCGGCGGCGACGGGGAACUCGCGAGCCGCAGUCGGACCCGGUUUGGGAUCUGCGGCGCGUCCGAUGGCUCGCCGGCCUCGCCGGCCUCGGCCCUGUUGCAGCUGGCGAAGGAAACGAGCGCGAACCCGGGGCGCGGCCUGGAGGUGCUGCAUCCGACCGGAGUGCUCAUUUCAGAGGAAGACGAGGAGAGGGGAACGCUGGUGUUGACCCUUGACCUCCCGCAGUCCCCUUUGCUCGGACGGAGCCCUGCGCUGCUCCUGGCGUUCGAAGGCCCCCCCACCGGGGGAAACCUGGACGUCACCUUCACAAGUCAGUCGCUGCAUCCUCCCGCUCAGACCGCGUGCACCUCGGGAGACACGUGGUACAUAAUGCUGACGGGAAAAGCAUCCGAUGGCGACGUCCCCCAGAAAUGGAGGAUUUCCGUUGAGGCCAAAUCCCCCGAUAUGAGCCGACGCCUGAAAGAGAUCCUGACUGGUGGAAGAUCAGGAAGUAACGUCGGCGUGGUGCCGCUUCUGCUUUUCUCUGGGGAACGAGGAACUGACACAAGGUAUCAUCUGAACUCGUCCCCGGCUUCCUCACAGACCUCCUUCCUCUGUGAGCUGGAGCGCUUCCUGGGUGACGUCCUGCCUCAGGACCACCGCGAGUCCUCGCCCCUCCAGCUGGACUCCCUGAAGUCCCUGCCCCCCCUGACGCUGGGCCUGUCCUCCGGCGACGCCCUGCUGGCGGGACUCAUCAACUCCUCCUCCGUCACCGUCUUCUCCUUCAGGAGCCGGGCCUCCGGGUUCCGGGUGCACCGCGGGGAAUUGGCCUUCUCCCCCCAGCUGCUGGAGGAGCUCAGGCGGAGGCUGGAGGCGGAGGCGGGCAAGAUGGCGGCGGUGAUGCGGGAGGAGCGGGUGGGCCGCGGCGCCGCGCAGAGGCUGGCGAGGCUCGGGGAGCUCUGCGUUUCCGAUCGAGGGGCCGGCACCAGAACAGGGGAGAGACAGUACCGGGCCUUCCUUCUGCUGAAGGCCCUGCAGACGGUGGCCCGUGCCUACGAGGCGCAGAGGGGACAGCGGGCCACCAGAGCGGGCCCCGACGCCACCGCCAGGGCCAACCCAUGCGGGCUGAAGAGCCUCAGCGUGAGCCUGGACAAGCGCCUGGACAUUCCCAACAUCAUCAACAUCAACAACUGCCAGGGCUCCUGCGCCUACCCGCUGGCCGCCGCCACCAACCACGCCGUGCUGCUCAACUACCACGUGGAGGUGGACAACGGGGACGAGCGGGCGCCGUGCUGCGUGCCCGUGGCCUACGAAGCGCUGCAGAUGGUGGAGGUGAAGGACCACGGCACCGAAAUCUCCCUCAAGCCAGACAUGGUGGCCAAAGAGUGCGAGUGCCGCUGAAACGGCUUGAGUGAUGUACAUUUAACGCUGAGACUUGUAAUGCAAUGCAAUUGUUACUGGCAUUCACACGUUAUUAAAAUAUAUAUAUAUAUAUAUAUACACAUGUAAACUUUAGAUUAUUUGCAGUAUUCCCACACUUCCCCAAAAAGUUAAAUAUUAGUAUUAAUUAUAUUUUACUUGUAUUAUUAAAAUGAAUAAGUUCUCAUCAUUCAUAAGGCGUUAAGAGUUAUUCUUCCAAAAUUGUUGCUAACACAACAUCGUGUCACAAUGGAGCAGAAAGUGAUAUUUGAAAUAUUGAUACUUUAUUUCAAAUAAAGUAUCAAAUGUGAUAAAUGGCGGAGAAAUUAAAUUUCUAUAAAACAAAAAUAAAACCAUCAUCAUUGUAACAUUCUGUCUAUUAUUAAAUGA
Molecule: messenger RNA, 2716 nt
Organism: Pungitius pungitius (ninespine stickleback)
Lineage: Eukaryota; Metazoa; Chordata; Actinopteri; Perciformes; Gasterosteidae
Gene: amh
Product: anti-Mullerian hormone
Biological process (GO): gonad development
Molecular function (GO): growth factor activity
Source: RefSeq, a predicted model, not a curated record